AUGUCGAAGCAAACAUACAGCAUAUGUUUAUGCGUGAAACGAAAAUUCCGGCUGAAAGACGAGGAGGCUCCGGCCGAUAUCAAGGCUUUGUUCGAAAAUUACUCGGAAAACGGAAUAAUGAACGGCGGCCAUUUUCACAAGUUCGUGACCGAGGUUCAGGGAGAUGAUAAGCUCACCGGGGAGGAAGCCGAGGCUUUGAUGAACUCCUUUCUCAACGAACACAAACACUUCAACAUUUUCCACCGCAGCAACACGAGCAGCUUCACCGUUGCACACUUCUUCCGGUACCUCCUGAGUGAGAUUAAUUCUCCUCUUCCUCAUCCAUCUAAGGUGCACCAUGACAUGACGGGCCCAUUGUCCCAUUAUUUUAUCUACACGGGCCACAAUUCAUAUCUCACUGGAAAUCAAAUCAGCAGCGACUCAAGUGAGGUCCCAAUUGUAGCAGCCCUAAAAAGAGGUGUUCGAGUUAUUGAAUUAGAUAUGUGGCCAAAUUCUUCCAAGGAUGACAUCAAUAUAUUGCAUGGAGGGACAUUGACGAAUCCAGUGAAACUGAUUAAAUGUUUGAAAGCAAUUAAAGAAAACGCAUUUGUUGCAUCGGAAUAUCCUGUGAUUAUUACGCUGGAAGAUCAUCUCCCUCCACAGCUUCAAGCAAAAGUUGCAGAGAAGGUUUCUCAAACAUUCGAAGACGUAUUAUUUUGCUCACAAUCAGAAUCCCUGGUAGAGUUCCCAUCGCCGGAUUCGCUUAGGACACGUGUCAUCAUCUCAACAAAACAACCCAAAGUGACCAAAAAUCUCGAGACGAGCGAAAAUCAGGUGCGCGAGUCGUCGGAAGAGAUAUCGUGGGGCAAGGAAAUCUCGGAUUUGAGCGCGAGACUUAGCAAUGACGAUCGAGAUACCAACGACCAGGAAUACGAGAAUGUUAAGAUUGAUAAUAGCUCGAGGCAAAAUGUCGUGGCGCCGCCCGAGUACAAGCAUUUGAUCGCGAUACGAAACGAGAAAAUGAAAGGUGGGAUUAAAGAGUGGCUGCGAGUUGAUACCGAAUAUGCCCAUCGGGUGAGCCUGAACGAGGAGAAGCUCGAGAAGGCCGUUUCGACUCAUGGGACUGAAAUUAUCAGAUUCAACCAGAAGAACUUGAUGAGAGUGUACCCAAAAGCUACAAGAAUUGACUCUUCCAAUUUCAAUCCUUUUAUUGGGUGGAUGCAUGGUGCUCAGAUGGUUGCUUUUAACAUGCAGACACAUGGAAGGCCUCUUUGGUUGAUGCAAGGAAUGUUCAGAGCAAAUGGUAGUUGUGGUUAUGUGAAAAAGCCAGACCUUUUGCUAAACAAUGGCCAGAAUAAUGAGGUCUUUGAUCCUAAACUACAAUUACCCGUGAAAACUACUCUCAAGAUCAAAGUAUACAUGGGAGAAGGGUGGAAUAUCGAUUUCCAUCGAACUCAUUUCGAUCUUUAUUCCCCACCGGACUUUUAUGUCAAGAUUGGUAUUGCUGGGGUGCCUUGUGAUUCAACUAUGAGAAGAACUAAGGCAAUUGAGGACAAUUGGACGCCUGUUUGGAAUGAGGAGUUUGAGUUCAAAUUAACCGUCCCGGAGCUGGCUUUGCUAAGGGUGGAAGUUCACGAAUUCGACAUGUCAGACAAGGACGAUUUCGGAGGCCAAACAUGCCUUCCGGUUUCCGAGUUGAGGACUGGGGUUCGUGCUGUGCCGCUGCACGACGAGAAAGGAGAAAAAUACAAGUCUGUCAAGUUACUCAUGCACUUUCAAUUUGUAUGA
Messenger RNA from Striga hermonthica, 1767 nucleotides. NCBI's taxonomy places the organism in Eukaryota, Viridiplantae, Streptophyta, Magnoliopsida, Lamiales, Orobanchaceae. The record is from the annotation of a GenBank genome assembly.